Molecule: messenger RNA, 732 nt
Organism: Talaromyces atroroseus
Lineage: Eukaryota; Fungi; Ascomycota; Eurotiomycetes; Eurotiales; Trichocomaceae
Exons: 3
Coding region: 1-732 (243 amino acids)
Source: RefSeq, a predicted model, not a curated record
AUGGCUGAUCAUAAGCGCCAAAGCUUGGGCGCCAAAGCCCAAAAUGCAACUGGAAUUCCGUCGGAGGAAACAUUUAGCAAAGCAAUUGGCGCGCGCAUCCGAGUGACCACCGCAGCUCCAAACACAUCCACAAUCGAGGGUACUCUAUUCACAGCGUGCCCAAUAACGAACCUCGUUGCCAUUAACACAUCGAGCCAAGUAUCACCAAACCCUACAAGCUCUAACCAACCGGGAGACUACCAUAUCAUACCCGUAUCCCGAAUCCAAUCCUUUCAAGUUAUUUCCUCCGCUCCAUCCAAUGCCGAUGGUCUCCCACUGCAAGCACUCGAUACACGUGCCUUGAAAGCACGUGAGGCUAAUGCCGUUGCUAAGCUGCAAGAAGCCGAAUCUAAACGUGGCAAAGGAGUGACGAAAGAGGCACAAGACAUAUUCGAUGCUUUUAGCCGCACAAUGCCCGCCAGAUGGGAUGGCACCAGCAUCGUUGUUGCGGAUGCAGUCGUCAUUGCCAAACCUUAUCGGGUUGAUGACUGUCGACCUUUGGUUGCGGGUGACUCAGCUGCGCUGACUCGUGUUCGCAAAGUGCUGGAGAUGGAACGAAAGAAGAUUGAGCUUCGCAAUGCAAGCGCUGCGAUUGGGAACAGCAAUCAGUUUACUCGACAGAAAAAAGAUCGAGUUGCCAUCCCCAGUCGUCUCGACUCAACUCUCACUCCCGCACCAAGAAAGGGUGGUUAG